Molecule: messenger RNA, 783 nt
Organism: Cicer arietinum (chickpea)
Lineage: Eukaryota; Viridiplantae; Streptophyta; Magnoliopsida; Fabales; Fabaceae
Source: RefSeq, a predicted model, not a curated record
AUGGUGAAGGGUGGAAAAAGCAAAGAGAAAGCAUCUCAAGAGGUUGAGGUUGAGCAGUCAUCAGAGCAAGAGAUAGAACACUCUACAGAAGAGCAUUCAGAGAUGGAUAUGCAACCAUGGAACCGAAACUAUGGAAGCACGAAUUAUAAUGACAAUACACAACAAACGGAGACUACAUAUUAUCCUCAAAACUAUCCUUCACAAAACUAUUCAUAUGAUCAAGGAAACUAUGGAAGCACGAAUUAUAAUGACAAUACACAACAAACGGAGACUACAUAUUAUCCUCAAAACUAUCCUUCACAAAACUAUUCAUAUGAUCAAGGAAACUAUGGAAGCACGAAUUAUAAUGACAAUACACAACAAACGGAGACUACAUAUUAUCCUCAAAACUAUCCUUCACAAAACUAUUCAUAUGAUCAAGGAAACUAUGAACGUCCGAAUUAUCAUGACAAUACACAACAAAUGGAAACUACAUAUUAUCCACAAAACUAUCAUUCACAAAACUAUUCAUAUGAUCAAGGAAACUAUGAACGUCCGAAUUAUCAUGACAAUACACAACAAAUGGAAACUACAUAUUAUCCACAAAACUAUCAUUCACAAAACUAUUCAUAUGAUCAAGGAAACUAUGAACGUCCGAAUUAUCAUGACAAUACACAACAAACGGAAACUACAUAUUAUCCAGUACACCAACCUCAACCGAGUCACUCAUAUGACUCAAGGGUCUUCCAACAAUCAAGUGAAUAUUUAAGUGAGGAUAACCCAGAUGGAUGUUCCAUAAUGUGA